Lepisosteus oculatus (spotted gar) is the source of this 3429-nucleotide messenger RNA. The record is from RefSeq and is a predicted model, not a curated record. NCBI's taxonomy places the organism in Eukaryota, Metazoa, Chordata, Actinopteri, Semionotiformes, Lepisosteidae.
AUGGGGUCUCGUCAAGCGCUGGGCAGCUUGGCCUACCCUUUACCCAGGUGCACCGGCACUGGCCUACCCUUGGCUCCCGGCACCGGCUGCGUGAGGCAGAGCCGAAGAGAGAAGGAGAAAGCCAGCAUUUCAGGCUCGACUGUGGACGAAUGGGAUCUGGACUCUGGGAUGCCAGGAUCCCUUCCAGAAGAUAGCGGCUCUCUAAUACUGGUGGAAGGCGAUGGGGAGACCAGGGAGGGCUGGGUGAAGAUCGACACCAUCGCCCCUGACAAGAGCUUCUCCCGGGUGGAGCAGAACCUGCCCCACCAGUACCAGCCCAACCGGCUGCACAGGGUCAACGUCAAGACCCGGAGCUUCGGACCCCUGACGCGCCGGGGCUUUGUCCUGGCGUUUGUGGACAGCGGGGCCUGCAUCUCCCUGAUGGGCGUGUCCAUAUUCUACAGGAUGUGCCCGCAGACCACUCAGAACCUGGCNGUCUUCCCUGACACUCCCUCAGGGGCGGAGCCUGCUGCUCUGGUCCCGGUGGAUGGGGCCUGCGUUCCCAACAGCCUCCCGCAGGCGGGGGCCCUGCCCAAGCUGCAUUGCAACGCGGAGGGUGAUUGGAUGGUGGCGGUCGGCGGCUGUGUCUGCAAUGAGGGGUCGGAACCCAACCAGAACAGCACUUCCUGUGUGGCUUGUCCAGUGGGCCAGUAUAAACCAGAACCUGGCCUGACCCGCUGUUCCGUCUGUCCGUCUCACAGCAGGACUACUGUGGAAGGGUCCAGGGUCUGCGAGUGCCAGAGCGGCUUCUACAGAGCGGACACUGGCUGUACAGCUCCACCCUCGGCACCUCUCUCCCUCUCCUGGGAGUACGAGGGCUCAGGCGUCCUACUGCGCUGGCGGCCUCCCCUCAGUGCUGGUGGUAGAGAUGAUCUCUCCUAUACCAUCCAGUGUCGAGUUUGUCCCAUAGCGCCCCCUGCUGUCUGUGUGCGGUGUGGAGACUCUGUCACCUACAGCCCCCGGCCCAGUGGACUGACCCAGACUAGGGUGCUACUGGGGAACCUGCUGACCAGGGUCACUUACCUCAUACAGGUUCAGGCGGUCAAUGGGGUGUCAGGUCUGAGUCCUUUACCUCCCCAAUUUGCCACUGUCAAUUUCAGCACCAGCCAAUCAGUGCCCUCUCCUGUCCCCUUGGUGCACCAGGUGAGCAGGUCGGCUGACUCUAUCACCCUGUCUUGGCCCCAACCAGAGCAGCCCAAUGGGGAGAUCCUGGAGUACCAGCUCAGAUACUACGACAAGAGUACAGAUGAGGACAGCUCCUUCUCUCUGCUCAGUCAGACCAACAUGGCCACAGUAGGUCAGCUGUCCCCGGGGUCCAUUUACGCCUUUCAGAUCCGCGCGCGCAACGAGCGAGGCUAUGGGCCGUACAGCAACACUGUGUACUUCACCACACUGGGUGAGGAGGAGCACUCGCAAGCCCUGCAGAGUCACCUGCCCCUAUUGGUCGGCUCCGUGAUGGGCGGGGCUGCUUUCCUCUUGGUUGCUGCAGCUCUGGUCCUUGUGUUUGUGUUCCGAAGUAAACGCAGGGAGAGCCCUUACAGUGAUCGACUUCAGAGGUACAUCACUAACAGAGGAGGUGGUGUGAAGUACUAUGUUGAUCCCUCCACUUAUGAGGACCCAAACGAAGCCGUCCGCGAAUUUGCUCGAGAGAUCGACCCGGCCCAUAUCAAGCUCGAGGCGGUGAUUGGUGCAGGUCAGUUCGGGGAGGUGCAGCGGGGCCGGUACCGGUCGGGGGGCCGGGGGGAAGUGGCGGUGUGCGUACGGACCCUGCGGCCGGGCGUGUCGGAGGUGGCGAGGCGGGCCUUCCUGGCGGAGGCGGGCGUGAUGGGCCAGUUCGAUCACCCCAACGUCCUGCGGCUGGAAGGCGUGGUCACCCGCGGCGGCCCGGAGAGGAUCGUCACCGAGUACAUGGACAACGGACAGCUCGACAGCUUCCUCAGGGAGAACGAGGGACAGUUCAGCGUGCUCCAGCUGGUCGGGAUGUUGAGAGGCAUCGCCGCGGGGAUGCGGUACUUGUCCGAGAAGAACUUUGUCCACCGUGACCUGGCGGCCCGCAACAUCCUGGUCAACGCCAACCUCGUGUGCAAGAUCUCUGACUUUGGGCUCUCCAGGCUGAUGAGGAACCAGGAGAAGAACAUCCCCACCUACACAGCUUCACUGGGUACUAAGAUUCCAGUCAGGUGGACAGCCCCAGAAGCAAUUCAGCACAGAAAGUUCAGCACAGCAAGCGACGUCUGGAGCUUUGGAAUCGUCAUGUGGGAAGUGAUGUCAUACGGAGAGCGCCCAUAUUGGGACAUGAGCAAUCAGGAGGUGAUGAAUGCAGUUACAGAUCAGUACCGCCUGCCUGCUCCUCCCAGCUGCCCAGCUGCUCUGCACAUACUCAUGCUGGACUGCUGGACCCAGGAGAGGACAGAAAGACCCGGGUUCGACAACAUCGUCUCCACACUGGACCGGCUCAUGAGACACCCCUCCAUGCUCAAAACUGUCACAACCACCAGGCCUUCGCAGCCCCUGCUGAGCCACGCGCCGCCGGAUUUCUCAGCCGUGCUGACCGUGUCAGACUGGCUGGACGCGCUCAAGAUGGGGCGCUACAAGGAGGAGUUCGACCAAGCCGAGCUCCAUUCCCUGGAAGCUGCAGCUGGCCUGACGCUCGAGGAUAUCCGGAGACUCGGGGUGUCCCUGCUGGGCCAUCAGAAGAAAAUCCUGAAUGGAGCCCAGCAGCUGAGGGUCCAUCUGAACCAGGGACAAAUAGAGGUGUAGAGAGAGCAGAAGGAGGAGCUCAAGGGAGGGAGAAAGGCCGAAGAAAUAUCCCAUUCCCUGUCCUUCACUCACGGUCUCUCUUACCUUCUCUUCUCACCAGCUUUCUCACUCUGAUCAUCCUGCCCGCUGUCCUGCUCUCCACACCCCUCUUCACCUUUCUCCCUCUUUCAAACCCCUCUCUCCUGCUCCCAGUAUUUCUCUUUCACCCUCUCCACCUCCCUCACCUCACCACAAUUCCUCAUCUAAUUAAAACUCUCUGUAUUCCUGUUUCAGGAAGGCAAGACAAUUCCACUGAGGUGGGGGGGUGAGGAUGGGGGUUCUCUUCCAGGAAGGGCGGAUUAGUCCACUUUCUGUGGGGAAAGGGGGAGGAUGUUCUCUAUCUUGUGAACUUUACCAUGGUUGCCACCUUAUAAUAGGGGGGUUCACGCCUGGUCCAGGAGAGGAGUCAGGUCUAUAGACUCUUACUGACCUGAAUCAGCUUGUUGCUGAUUUGAUUGGACCAGUUGAACAGCUUCUCCCAGGACUUCAGGUGCUGACUCUUCCAGACGUAGACUGGACACCCCUGCUGCAGACGCACUUACGCCUGCAGGACCAGGACUGGACAGCCCUUCUGUAGACACACACACUGAC